UGGAAAGGUAGAAGGCCAGCCCAAUGGUGACACAAUCCCAGCUGAGCAAGCCAACCCUUCAGAUGACACUGUUGCUGGUGCUGGGAGUCGUCAGAAUGAUCAGAUAGUGCAGAAAAUAGAGGAAGUGCUCUCUGGAGCCCUUGAUACAGAGCUGCAGUGCAAAUCAGAUGUAGACAAAAAUACUGUGAAAAAUAGUACUCAGUCUACAAAAAGAAGCUCUACUGCUCAAGAUGAAAUUCCUAGGAAAAAAUCAAAGAAGAACAAGAAACACAAAAGCAAGAAGAAGAAGAAAAAGAAGAAGAAAAGGAAGAAAGAGAAAAAGCAUAAAAAGCAGCCAAAGGAGUCAAAGCUGAGCACACGUCAUGGAGAACAUGCAGACUUGCAGCCUGCUUCUCACUUGAUGCCAGAGAAAUCAAGCUCCAAAUUGAGUGUACAGCAUGGAGGAUUUGGAGAUGCAAAUCUGGCUGUCCACAUGCAGCCAGAAGAACUGUGCUUAACAGCAAGUGAGGAGCCUGAUAGACAAGCUUUAGGACUUGUUUCUCAUUCAAGAACUGAUUCUCAGCAAUCUACAGAAAAUCUUGGAAGUGAGAAGGGGACUUUGUGUGCAACAAAUCCUCCAUUUAAUUUAGAAGGCAGCCAAUCUGAUAUCCAAGAAAGUGCUACUAUGACUCAAACUAAAAUUUGCACUAGAGCAGAACAAAUUAAACAGGCUCAAGAAAAUAUUUAUCCUAUAGCUAUUAAUGUGACUGAAAAGGGUGUUCUUGUUGAUACUGGAAAUGAGACUUCAUCUAGCAUCCCAUCUGGAGUUGCCAAUAAAUCUGAAAUUCAGAAAGAUUCAGCAGCAGCUUUAGCUUCAGAGGUAAUAGAAGCACUAAAAGGUUCAGAAGUUAUUCUGAAAUCUAAAGGCACUGGGGAAGUAAAAGCUUUGGGUACAGCUCUUGAGUCUGAGACCAUGGAGGUGUUGAAAUAUUCAGAAGCAUCUCUACAAUCUGUGGCACAGGAGGGAGCAAAAGAGUUAGAAGCAACUUCAGAAUCUGUGUCUUUGGCAAGUGAUGUGGCAACAAUUCCUAAAUCUGCAAAUCAGGCAGAUCUGAAUACUGUGAAGGUGGAAAUAACAAGUGCCAAAACACCCCUGGGACCAGGAGCUGUUACAAAAGUGAAGGAUACUGAACCAGCUAGAAGUUCUGCGCAUGUGGAAGACGUGAAAGCUUUGGAAGAAGCUCUGCAGCCAAUUGCUGUAGUAAAGCCCAAAACUUUGGAAACAAUCCUGGAACCUGCGGGUGUUAUAGCAAAAGAUGUCAAAGCAGCUCGAGAAUGUCUGCAAGUUGAAGUAGUUAAAGAUAUGGAAGGUACCAUGGAUCCUGCAACAGUGCUGAAUGCAUCAGGAGUGUUCCUACAACCUAAAGUCUUGACAGAAACAAGAACCCAGGAAUCUGCACUUCCAGCAGAAUUGACAGAUGUGAAUGUGGUUGCAGAGGCAAAAUGUUUAAGAGCAACUUCAGAACCCGUAGCAGUUGUGCAGACCUUCGUUCCCCAAACAACUCCAGAAAUCCAGAUGGCGGACCUUUUUAAAGGUCCACGAGCAACCGUGGAAGUUGCAGUGCUAACAGGAGUAAAAGGUCAAGAAACAAGUCAAGCUACUCUGCAACUGGAAAAUACUAAUGCUUCAAAAAUUUCACAAUUUACUCUCAAGCCUGUAGCUGUAACAGAGGCAAAAGAUUCGGAAGGUUCUUCGUUACUGAGACAACCGGAGGAGCUGAGAGAAUCAAGAUCUGAGAGUGAAUCAAAUGUGAGAGGUUUGGAAGCAACUCCCCUGUCUUUGCAGAAAGAAGACGUGAAAGGUCCAGGAGGAGUCCUAAGACCAAUGGCUGUGGUGGAAGCAAAAACUUUGGAAACAGCCUCGCUGUCUUUGCAGAUGGAAGGUGUGAAAGCUUCAGAAGAAGCUGUGCAUUGUGGGACUGUGGCCAGAGGUUUAGCAGCAACACUAGAUUCAACAGCAGUGUCAAAAGGUUCAGAAAUAAAUCUAGAUAGUAUGGCAGGAGUAGAAGCAGGCUCAGAUGUCAGUCUCCUAGCUAUGAAAGUCGGAUCUGUGAGACCAGGAAAAAGUUUGGAAACAACUAUAGGACCUGUAGCAGAGACAGAAAGGAAAGAUUCAGAAGCAGACCUUGACAGAGCCGGGGCAGAGAUGAAGACAUCUUCAUCACACCUGCACGUGAAAGGUCUGAGAGAUUUAGGCGAUCCAGUGUCUGUAGGUAUGGCAAAGAUACAAGCUUUGGAAGCAGUCUUGCAGCCUGGAACCCUUGCAGUGGCAAGGGGCUUAGGAGAAAAUGUGUGUUCUGAAGCCAAAAUGGGUAGCAAAGUCUUGGAAGCAAGUCCAGGACUUCUUGCUUUAGAAGAAAGGUCAGAAAGGACUCCUGAACCUGUGGUUGCACGUGUAAGCAUAGAACCAGUUAGAGAGUCCGAGGCAAUGCAUUUGAAAACCACAGCAGAGAGAGAACCAAAACAUGCAGAAACAGUUGCAGAACCUCUUGGUGCAAGCAAAACAAAGAGUUCCAUCAUUUCACAGUUUCAGGUCAUGACACAUACAAGAACCUCUCAAACUGAGGUGGUAGGGGAGAUAAAGGAUUUUGAACUAGCUACCGGUUCUGCCACUGUAGAAGUGAGAGGUUUAGAGAACUUGCCGGAAGUUGAAGAGAACCAAAACAUGCAGAAACAGUUGCAGAACCUCUUGGUGCAAGCAAAACAAAGAGUUCCAUCAUUUCACAGUUUCAGGUCAUGA
This is a messenger RNA of Fulmarus glacialis (Northern fulmar), 2779 nucleotides long. RefSeq names its product protein SON-like. Lineage: Eukaryota; Metazoa; Chordata; Aves; Procellariiformes; Procellariidae. The annotation marks the transcript as partial. The transcript has 3 exons. The record is from RefSeq and is a predicted model, not a curated record.